UUAAUCUUUUCUAACUUCUUAUUCACCCGUCGAGUUUUGCAAUUUCCCGCCCGCGGGCUGCAGAUCCGCUUUGAAAACGUAAACCAAACAUUACUAUGAAGCUUGUUGGAGCUGAAGUGAAGGCGCGCCAGAGGGGAACUUUCUAAUGAGCUUCUUAUAGAGACUUUUGUUGACCAUUUAAAUAUAUAUAUAUAUAUAUAUAUUUAAAAAUCACCAGAGACUAAAGCUUUCAGGUUAAACUAGCAGAAUCAGUAAAGACCACAAGUAACAUUAAUCAAGUACCAAGUUUUAAUUGUGUGAACAGGAGAAAGUGCUCCGGUGGAUUAAAGCGCAACUAGAAAAAAGUCGCGACAAUUGUAAUUUAGAUUCCGCCAUGUAUAUGUGAAAGUUUCCCCCAUCCGAAUUGCUUUCGUUCGGACAAGGGGAAACUUUAAUGGAUUUUUUAUGUGGGACCCGCUAGGAUGGACCAGGACGUGGUAGAUGAAACAGAAGCGUUACAGAGAUUCUUCGAAGGUCAUGAUAUUACCAGUUCUCUGGAACCAGCCAACAUCGACACCAGUAUCCUGGAAGAGUACAUCAGCAAGGAGGACGAUAGUACAGACAUCUGUUUCUCAGAGGUCCACAGCACCCCAGGACCAAAUUAUUCAUCUCCCCAGGCAGGAGUGUCCUCUGGAGGGUUGGUGUGUGGUGUGAGCCCCCCUAUUCCACUACGCCAAGGAGCCCCUCCACCUGGGCCCCCUAGCUGUCAGAACGCCUACCCCCCAGGUCCAUCGCUGGGCCUCCGACACAGCUACCCCUGUCUGGGACAGCAGCAACACCAGCAACAGCAGCAGGCUCACGUCAAGCCUGAGCACAGGGGCCAUUACGCUCCAGGGACACUACCCGAGUCACCCCCAGACUCCAGCUCAGAACCGUACUCUCCCCAGCAGGUGAAUGAUCCUCACAUGAUCAGGACCAUGACCCCAGAGAACAUGUGCCACAUGACUCCAACGCCGCCUCUUCCACCACACGGGCACUAUCCCAGCAUGCAUCGGGACAUGUACCUGAAACCUGAGCCCAUGAUAUCACAGUACCCUAUUGGACCGGCUGCAAGCGGAAGUGGAGACAUGCAGCAGACGCAGAUGCUUCAUCAGUUACUUCAGCACCCUCAGGGCCAAGACAGCAUCCCUGUUCAUCAAGCAAAGAAGAGGAAGCACUCUGACUCUCCCAACAGCACCCUGAAUUCCCAAAUCCUCACAGGUAUCAUCAAACAAGAACCAGGUUUAAUGCAGGAUGCAGACAAUGCUUACCUGGACCCAAAUUAUCAGUGCAUUAAGUGGCAACCUCACCAGCAGAACAAGUGGACACCAUUGUAUGACGCCAACUGCAAAGAGCUCCCGAUGCCAACCUACCGUGUUGACGCUGACAAAGGCUUCAACUUCUCCUUGGCUGACGAUGCUUUUGUUUGCCAGAAAAAGAACCACUUUCAGGUCACGGUGUACAUCGGCAUGCUCGGCGAUCCCAAGUAUGUCAAGACAAGUGACGGACUGCAGCCCAUUGAUUGUUUCUAUCUCAAACUCAAUGGCGUGAAGGUGGAAGCCAUGAAUCAGUCCAUCAGUGUGGAGCAGUCACAGUCUGACCGCAGCAAGAGACCUUUCAAACCAGUCCUUGUCACCUUGCCUUCAGAUCAGGUCACAAAGGUCACAGUGGGACGGCUCCAUUUUAGCGAGACCACAGCAAAUAACAUGAGAAAGAAGGGCAAACCAAAUCCCGAUCAGAGGUAUUUCAUGCUGGUGGUGGCGCUACACGCACAGUCCCACAAUCAGAGCUACACUGUGGCCGCCCAUGUGUCUGAGAGGAUCAUCGUCAGGGUAACGUCUGGCCAUGCAUCCAACCCAGGCCAAUUUGAAAGUGACAAUGAGGUGCUGUGGCAGCGCGGACAACUGCCAGACUCUGUUUACCAUCACGGGAGAGUUGGUAUCAAUACCGACAGACCGGACGAGGCCCUUGUUGUCCACGGCAACCUGAAGGUCAUGGGCUCCCUUGUGCACCCAUCUGACAUCAGGGCCAAAGAAAAUGUCCAGGAGGUCGACACCACAGACAAUUUAAAACGGAUUUCUCAGAUGAGGCUGGUCCAUUAUCAAUACAAGCCUGAGUUUGCUGCCACCGUGGGCAUAGAGAACACUGCAGAGACUGGAGUCAUUGCUCAAGAGGUUCAACAAAUUUUGCCUGAAGCAGUGAAAGAGGGGGGUGAUGUGGUGUGUGCAAAUGGAGAAACUAUUUCCAACCUGUUAGUUGUCAACAAGGAGCGCAUCUUUAUGGAGAAUGUGGGAGCAGUGAAGGAGCUGUGUAAGCUGACAGACAACCUGGAGACUCGUAUUGAUGAGUUGGAGCGUUGGAGUCGCAAACUGGCUAAACUGCGUCGUCUUGACAGCAUGAAGAGCACAGUGAGCGGGGGCACGGUCAGCCAAUCGGGGAGUUAUUUUAGCAGGACAGGAAGUGGCCCACUCAAGAAGAAAACAGUCAAACCAGGAAGCAAGAACUUACCUCCAGAUCAGGGCUGCAUCAGUCAGAGGUUCAUGCAGGGAGCCAUCCUGGCACUGGUUGUGGUCAUGGCUUUCAGUGUCAUUUCCAUGUCUGUCCUUUAUGUACUCACUCUUCACCACAGAGGAGAUGUCACUGAGAAAGAUGGCUAUGUUCCUUCCUGUGUUCUCUACAUCUCUUGGAUGCCCAUCUUCACUGCCACUCUAACUGUCUGUCCACCUCUCUGCUCAUGGUCAAGAGCUGAAGUGGGAUCCUCACGCAAGAGUCCAUAUAUUUCAGUGUCCUCUACCCCUGCACCAGCUUGCUGUUCAACCACAGCCAUAAACAACCAAUCAGCUACUGUUUCAACAAUGAAUAACAACCAAUCCACACCAGCCUUUAGCAGCCUGAUUCCUACACCUGGUCCGAUUAGUAAGAAGGCCAAGUCCAGACUAAUGGACAAAGAUGGUCACAGUAGAAACCGCCUGAGUCACACCUCAGCACCCAUGUACUUUGCCAAGUCAAAAAGGCCCAGCUCUGAAGAGACGGAUGGCAUGGGAGCCAUCAACCGUCUUCCUGGGGGGCAGCAGCCAUUGCCACGCAGACAACGCAGCCUGCACGCAAAGGGAGUAAAGUCAGCUCCCUCUCUCACGAGCUUAUAUAUCUUGGAGACAAACCAAGAAAUCAAUGCGCAAAACUGUGCAACAAUAGAAAGCUGCAGCUACACAGUCUCACUCCAUGGAAAAAGAAAUUCCUCCAUGUCACAAAUCACUCUGUACAUGACGUCUACAAACAGCAUAUGGGUACGACAAUGUGGAGCUACCAAGGGACGUUUAUGCCCCAACCACACAGAAACAGAGCCCUAUAAUGAACAGAGUACUUCAACAAAGGGGACUCAUCACUUGUGGUCGGUACCUGUGCUGCCUUUCCAGGACAUCACCUAUCACUUCCGUGUCGCCCUGUCUAGUGAAGUGAGCUGUGCCGCUGAAAGAAAAUCUGCAUCAUACUCUGACUACCAUUUUCUCAUAGAAAGCAGCUGCGUGUGAGGAAGAAGACGGUGCGUCCCGGUUCCUUUACAGUACGGCAUAUUUCUCCUUUGUGGCUCGAUUUGUAUGCUGUUAUGAUGGGACAGGGCUUUGUCUAAUUAUUGUACAUUAUUUUAAAGAUAUUGAUACAGAGCAAAUUAUCUACUGUACCACCUCUGUAAUCGGUUUCGUGUAUAUGCAUUAAGACAUCUCCUUUUGCUGUGAUCACUGGAGUUUGAAACACUGUAUAUGUGUCUCUUUUUUUCUUUUGCCACUGGAAAUGUUGAUGACUGAAACUGAAAACUGUGUUGUACCGCUGUUAACUGCUAUUAGUCCAUAGCUCAAUUUUUUUACUGAUCACUAUGUCUUCCAUCCCUAAUAUAAGCCAUAACUUUGCUUUUAGCAGAAUUUGAUUUUCUGAUUUUUAAAUGAAGCCCAGGCUAAGAUGUUACGAUAGAAGACACUGCAAACACAUUAUUGUUCUGUAACACUGUGAGUCUGUAUGUACAACAAAACUUUUCAAACAAAAAAAAUACUUUUCAGUAGCUUUAUACACUGGAGAGGAGAACGAUGGCUUUUGCUUGAAAGCCUCAGUAAAUGGUUGCAACUAGCACUGAAAAGAUACCUCAGUAGUGCACACUGGCAAAUCCUGGGUCUCUGCAGUGGAGCUUUGUGUUGAGGCUGCAGCAGUCCGCUGUACUGCCUACUGUGUCCUAAAGCAGCCCCAGAGUGAAAGACUCUGCAGCAUUUCUGUCUUAGUUAUGACACUGAGUUAAACACCAAGUUAUUGCAUGUUCCUUAAGGUGCACAAAUACACCUCAACACCUCGGACCCGUGCACACUGUAACCGAUUCCUUACAUAACAUAUGUUGAAACUGUAAAGUAAACAAAUAAACAAAUCACAGGAAAUUAACACGAUACGCUGACAGCUCGAUAAGUCUAACGCUGACAAUAUUUCAAGAAACACUGGAAUAGCUUACACUGUAUUUUGCUAACUGGACAAUGCUGGUAAGGCAAUGAAAUAUGUCAUUUCUUGUGCACGCCCAAUCACUUCUCUAAAAUGAUACGUUGGAGCUGAGAUGCUGCUCCAGCACAAAGGUUCUCUCUUAAUGCCUUGAUCCUAAAGCUGCAAGGAAGUUGAUUUACAUGGGGAUAAAAUUGGACUGUAUACACUGGACUCUUUCCUGUGUUUCUGUGGUUGUUUUAAAUAUUUUUUUCCCUGUGCUUAUACAAUUAAGAAUAUGCAAUUAUAACACUUUUAAUAUAACUGAAUUAUAUUAUUAUGUUUUCUUUUUGUAUUAGAUUCUCUUGUCUCAAAGGAAAUUUCCAUUUAAAUUCAGACACCGUGGUUUUUGUUGCAUUUAUUGAAAUUUCCUGUUAAAUCUUGUAUGUGUCUGUAUUCAGGAAAAAAAAUACACAUUUACAUUAAAUAGGAAAAGCCAUCAGAUAAAGUUUAUGGACUCUGUAAUAAUAUGAAUAUUCUGUGCUUGCUUUUCACUAUAAUUAUCAUGCCUUCACUGGGUAUAUGGUACUAUUUUAGCUUAUUUAUAAUUCACCAGCUAGCAUAAUGAAACCACUGUGGCACUUUUUUGCGCUGUACAUAUAAAAGCCUUUUGCGGUAUCCAGUGCUUCAGACUGGUGUCAGACACUUUGGUAGAACUGGAUUGUUUGUAACUGUAUAGCUUCAUUUUGGUUACUACCAAUGCUCCUUUUUAUCUGGUGUGUUUUUAUCAUAUUGUUUUUGUAGCUGAUUUUGAUAUCAAUAAUAUAUUAACUUUUAGCUACUGGAUCCAAGGAAUGAUUGGAAAACAUGCAUAUAUUAAAACCCCCAUCUGUAAAGAAAAAAUAGCACAAGACUAAAACUCAAUAACUACAUUAAUAUCGCUACUUUUCUUUACAUUUUCAAAGCUUUUGUCAAAAAAUAUAUGUUGUAAUACUAUGAAUGC
Archocentrus centrarchus (flier cichlid) is the source of this 5473-nucleotide messenger RNA. It is a transcript of the gene myrf, whose product is annotated as myelin regulatory factor. Gene Ontology annotation, molecular function: sequence-specific DNA binding; DNA-binding transcription factor activity. Gene Ontology annotation, cellular component: nucleus; endoplasmic reticulum membrane. The coding region runs from base 462 to 3548 and encodes 1028 amino acids. Lineage: Eukaryota; Metazoa; Chordata; Actinopteri; Cichliformes; Cichlidae. The transcript has 27 exons. Gene Ontology annotation, biological process: protein autoprocessing; central nervous system myelin maintenance; positive regulation of DNA-templated transcription. The record is from RefSeq and is a predicted model, not a curated record.